AUGGAGGGGCCUCGCUCUGGGGGAACCGCCUUCAUGAUCACGGUAUCCCCUACGCCAGUUUCAGGGACGACAGUGUAUACUUUAGCGUUACGAACUACUUUUCAUAAUGUUUAUGGAGGGGACGGCGCGUACGCAGUCCCCACUACCAAAAAUUACGCGUCCGAGUUAUCCACAUUAGGGAUAAUCACAGAGGUCAACCCCGCCGCAGUGCAAUGGAGGGGCCUCGCUCUGGGGGAACCGCCUUCAUGA
Danaus chrysippus (African queen) is the source of this 249-nucleotide messenger RNA. Lineage: Eukaryota; Metazoa; Arthropoda; Insecta; Lepidoptera; Nymphalidae. The record is from the annotation of a GenBank genome assembly.